UCUGCGGUCGGUCGCCUCUUUCCAAGCCUCGUUCACAUUGCCUUGAAGAUGAAGUUAAAUACGAGCCGCAGUCAGGUGCAAGCCGCAUCCGAUGGAGCCCUGCCUUUUAUCUCGUUCAUCGACCAACCCGAUGCAUCACUUCCUUAUGUUGCGGUCCCAGCUGACAGAUUCUGAUAUGGACUAUGAGAGGCCAAACGUUGAAACUAUCAAGUGUGUGGUUGUGGGAGACAAUGCAGUCGGAAAGACCCGCCUUAUCUGCGCUCGGGCCUGCAAUGCCACACUGACUCAGUACCAGUUACUUGCUACACAUGUGCCCACUGUCUGGGCAAUUGACCAGUACCGAGUAUGCCAGGAGGUAUUAGAACGCUCCAGAGAUGUGGUGGAUGAUGUCAGUGUGUCCCUUCGUCUCUGGGAUACUUUUGGAGACCAUCAUAAGGACCGGCGUUUUGCAUACGGCAGGUCUGAUGUGGUGGUACUGUGCUUCUCGAUCGCCAACCCAAACUCUCUAUACCAUGUGAAGACCAUGUGGUACCCUGAGAUCAAGCACUUCUGCCCCCGUGCUCCUGUCAUCUUGGUGGGCUGUCAGCUGGACCUGCGCUAUGCAGACCUGGAGGCAGUGAACAGGGCACGGAGGCCUUUAGCUAGACCCAUUAAAUCCAAUGAGAUUCUUCCUCCAGAGAGAGGACGGGAGGUGGCCAAAGAGUUGGGAGUGCCAUAUUAUGAAACCAGUGUUGUUGCUCAAUUUGGAGUCAAGGACGUCUUUGAUAAUGCUAUCCGAGCUGCGCUCAUCUCACGCCGACACCUGCAGUUUUGGAAAUCUCACCUCAGAAAUGUCCAGCGGCCUCUCCUUCAGGCACCCUUCCUGCCACCAAAACCUCCCCCACCUAUAAUCACUGUGCCUCCUCCCCCAACCACCACAGAGGAGCAUCCAGUCGGUCUUCUGGAGGACCCACACUGUGCUGACGUCAUCCUGAUCCUGCAGGAGCGACAGAAAAUCUUUGCACACAAGAUAUACUUGUCAACAUCCUCUUCAAAGUUCUAUGACCUCUUUAUUAUGGACACGCAUCAUGAGGAGACUGAAAGGCCCACUCGUGGUCCUCUCUCCGGCAGAGAGCUGCUGAUGCGUGCUGCUAGCUUUGAUGUUUGCGAAAGCAGCGACGAUGGAGACAGGGCCAACCUGAGGGCCUGCACUAGUGAUGGGACCUUGAAAGACUCUGACGCGGGCCGACGGAGCAGACUCCUCUCUUCGUGGAGCCGAGCCUUCGUCAGCAUCCAGGAGGAGGUGGUAGAUGACCCUGUCACAUACAGCCCCAGGCCCAUGACUGUAGUUCACAUGGACCAGUCCAUGCAGCUCGGUCCUUUCCGAGCUGUGCUUCGCUACCUGUACACGGGUCAGCUAGACGAGAAUGAGAAAGAGCUAAUGCACAUUGCACACAUUGCUGAGCUGCUGGAGGUCUUUGACCUGCGGAUGAUGGUGGCCAACAUACUUAACAAUGAAGCCUUCAUGAACCAAGAAAUCACUAAAGCCUUCCAUGUACGGCGCACAAACAGAGUCAAAGAGUGCUUGGCCAAAGGCACUUUUUCUGAUGUAAUAUUCAAACUAGAUGAUGGGACCAUCAUGGCCCACAAGCCUUUACUCAUCUCUAGUUGUGAUUGGAUGGCAGCUAUGUUUGGUGGGCCUUUUGUGGAGAGCUGCACCAAAGAGGUGCUGUUUCCAAACACAACUCGCAGCUGUAUGAGGGCUGUGCUAGAAUAUCUCUAUACGGGGCGGUUUUGUUCUCGGACUGACCUGGAUGCAAUGGAGCUUAUUGUUCUUGCCAAUCGUCUUUGCCUCCCCCACCUAGUUGCACUUACAGAGCUCUACACAGUAACAGUAUUGACGGAGGCAGCGAUGAUGGGGGCUGACAUUGAUGGAGAUGUGCUGGUGUACUUGGAUAUGGCCCAGUUCCACGGCGCCCAACAGCUCACUGGCUGGUGUCUUCACCACAUCUGCACCAACUACAACAGUGUCUGCCGCAAGUUUCCCCGAGAGAUGAAGGCCAAGUCUACAGAGAACCAAGAAUACUUUGAGAAAAAUCGCUGGCCACCAGUGUGGUAUCUGAAGGAGGACGACCACUACCAAAGAGCACGCAAAGAGCGCGACAAGGAGGACUACUUGUACCAGAGACGGCAAUGUAAACGCAGGUGGCUCUUCUGGAACAUUCCUUCCUCCCCUAACUCAAACUCUCCUUCUUCUGGCUCCUCCGCUGUCAUCUGACCAAGUGGUAAGGCCACGUCCACUCUGAAGUACUUCAGUGUGGAUGCAAGUUGUAAAAGAUACAAUAGAAGAUACGCACUGCUGGCUAGGUACGCCCCAAUUAUUCAGGCACACGGUCUCUCCUCCUGUUUGUCUGCCUCUGCAGUCAAACUGCACUCCUCCAGAUCUGCAAGGUCAGCUCAAUCUGGCGGUUAAAGUAAUGAGUUUUGUUCCUUAGAUUUUUAGACUCAAACCUCAGUGGUAUGAACCUCACUGACAAAUGGCACAGUGUAACUGGCGCAAAUAACAACUUAUAUCGAUUGUUGUAUGUUCCACCACCUGAACUUUAAGUUUUAAAAAUAGGACUCUGCUGGCACAGAACUUUCCACCUAUGAUCAUAAUUAUCACCAAUAACCUGAACGGAUAACUAAGUGCUGCUUAUCAGCUGCAACAACCAGCAAAUCAACACUUCUCAGUCUCAGAUAUAUAACACUUUGCCCUUAAGUGUUUGUACAAUCUACCAAACUACGUGUACAGUAUGAUCUCGUCAACAGGAUGUAACGAUAGUAUGGUCUGCCAGGAAUCACUUAUUGAAGUCAUUCACUCUAGCCAUGCUGAUUAUGAUCGUGUAAGCAUAAAGGAAAAAAUACUGUCAAGUUCCACUCCUGUUUAUUUGUGUACAGUCUAAUAUUGAUUAUUUGUGCACGGCUUGCACAGCUAAAAGUGAGUCGAGUCUGGACGCACUCAGCAUUAACGUAUUGUGAUCUUGUGAUUUGUGGCCUCUUGUCAAACAAAGGGACUUUAGUUUACAUGAAUGCAUCCAGUGUCCUGAGACACAAGAGAUCCCAAAUCAAGGAAAAUGUCAUUUCUGUAAAAUUCCAGUAAAAACAAACCAGAUCACUUUUUAUUUCCUAUGUGUUGCUCGAUGAGGCUUGUUAGCACACAUGUUUCCUGAGUUCCUCCGUUUUACAUUGAAUGAUUUCAUCAGCUUGAUCACUUUCAUCCUGGAAAGCAACACAUAAUGCAUCUCAGAGCCAACAGCAGCAUGUCCAGUGCUGAAGCCACCACAUGUUCAUCAUGUACACACACCAUCCUCUGUGAUGGUGUGUCUGACGUGUCUGUCAACUGCUGGAGAUUUGGCUUUUGGAGAUGUAUCAUAGCGGAUCCGAGGAUGCCCCCUGACUGGCUGUGUAAGACUUAUACAUGCAGGAGGCUUCCUCAUGCCUGGGUGAAGUCAUCCAUACUCUUCUACACACCUCAAGCACUUUUUGGACUCUUCUCCACAGAGACACACACAAUAACCUUCAGUAGCAGCAUCCUGGUGAACGGCACCGAAAGACAGUAUGGUGUCAUGACACACUGCAGGCAAAUUUUAAAAAAAGGAACUGGGGAGGAUACAAAACCAUGAUAUUUAAAAUGUUUCAAAAGAAGGUUGUGAAGAUGUUUAGCUCAAAUCAAUUCAUCUUGAUUUGCUUUGUAUAUGAGUGAGUCAUCUACGGUUGAUUGUACUUGAUUGUGGGAUGAACUGCAGCGUUGUUUGGAUUUGUAAGCAUAGUGCUCAGUGAAGAUUGAAAGUAUUGUAAAUUGUACAAAAUAUCAGACAAACGGCAAGUAACUUGCAUCAAUCUAAUGUGCUGUUAUCUAAUUGUGCACUGCAGGCAGUGAGCAGAAUAGUAGAGUAUUACUGAGUAAUACAUACACUGAAUAUAGACUUGACUUGCAUUUAGUUACUGUGCAGCUACAAACUGUUGUUGAAAAUACUCAUUGUGCUGACCUCCAGAUACAUCUGUUAUAUACCGCAGUAGUAAGCAAAUGACGGGCAGUUCGAAUGAGCAGUUGACUAAUAGUAAACUAGGAUUACAGUGCAAAGUAAAGUAGUCAAAUGUUUAUAUAAAUGACAUUAUAAAGACUUAGGGCACAUCCAUAAACAUACCGUUAUUAUACAAAAAAAGAGUCAAAUCUGAUGGCAGCACAUGUUAAAGAAAGGCUAACUUUAAUCCUGCAUAUGAUUGGUUAAGACUUUUCCAUACCGUUUUUGACCAGACAGAUAUUUAGAGCCCAACAAAGAGUUUAAAAUGAUUCAGUGGUAUGAAUCAAUUCAGUGAUAAAAUCAAUUUCUUGCUUGUUUUAACUCUUGACCUAAUAACUACACUGCAUGAUCAGGCUCGCCAAAAUAAAAGAAGUUUAUUCAUUGUCAUUUAAAGGGUAAGAUAUAGAUAUACAGUAGUGGUGCUGGUGCUCCAAGCAGUAGCUUUAAAUUGUUCUCAAUUACAUGAACCGUUGUCUACUGCAAAGUAAACACAAAGAGCUGUCAUUUUAAAUAUCUUAAUGGAUCAAAUCUUUUGACACACGUGGUCAGACAUAAGCUACACGGUGAGCUUCUUUGAGAGCCAUCUUUAUCUUAACUCUGAAUGUUUUAAUUUGUCUAGUUUCACACAAAAUACAGGUUAUUACAUUAGUUUAACAGCAGAAGGGUCUAUAUUGUUAUAAUUUGCCUUGGUGUGAUCGAUACAUUUCAUAGACAUGCAUUUCAUUCCUCAGUGCAUUGCAUUUCUCAAUGAGUCUUCUGCUGAUGCUUUGCAUCAACAACACCUCAUGCCUUAAUGUACAGUGUAGUGUAUGGUAUCGAAUGUAAAGUAGUGUUACUGUGGUUAUUAGUUUGUUUGCUCUGUGUUCAGUUACCAUGGUGCUCUCUAGGUUGUGUGUGUAUCUGUAAAUGUACCUAAUCCAUACUUUGGAUGUAAAGGAAUCGAUAUAUAAUCAAUUCGAUGAGUGUGCUUUACUUUGAACACUGCAAAGGAAUUAUGUCCUUUUUAAAGCCGUAAACACAAAACUAAUUAAAGACUCUGACUAUCAAGGCCACACUAGACACUAGACAUGAUGACAAACCAUCAAUUUGUGACAUUAACCAUGAAAUGAAUGCAGGGAUUUCCAAUCUGUUCCAUUAUUUUAAAGUUGCUUUAUUCUAUUGAUCUCCAACUUUGGAGUCUGCAUAAUUACAAAAUGCCGAGACAGGGUGGCCAUUGGAAGUUAGAUUGUAACUCAAACAUGUAAAUAGAAAUUGUGCGAUGACUUGCAAUUCAAACUUGGCAUAGCAAUUGAUACAAGCUAUUGCAUAGUUUAACAUAUGUUUUUGUACUAUGCAUACUGAAAUGUCUGACUAUGAAAUUACAAACUUGCACUGCUUUGUAGCACCAGGUUCUAUUAAAAUUGCAUUAGAUGGUAGAGCAACAUCAUUAUUAGAUAUGUAGACAACAUCAGGUUAAAAAAAAACAUUAGAUCAUAAAUUACAAAGAAGUUGUCACUGGGGCCCUUUUACAUAUGUUUGGGUGCUAAUUUCACCGCUGCAGAGAAGCACAAACCAAAGGGAGCUUUAGCAGCACCAGGAAUAUAUUAUAUAUGCUGCACAAUCACUACUGCAUAGUUUAAGAGGCCUUGUUCAGAAAUGGUUGAAAAUUCAAUUUAAAGAAAAAACUAAUCAAAAGAAAAAAACUUGAAUGUUUUCUCAGUGUUCAAAGCCUGGAUGACAUUUUCCUUAGUCAUCAGGUAUUUUUGUUCUCAAGAGCUGUUUUUAUUGUUUAGGAGCUGUAGAUCUGAUAUUCUGUAGCAUGUGUUCUUGAAAAUGUGUAAAUAAUAUUUACUAAAUAAAAAAAAGAGCAAUGUG
This is a messenger RNA of Cottoperca gobio, 5900 nucleotides long. It is a transcript of the gene rhobtb2a, whose product is annotated as Rho related BTB domain containing 2a. The transcript is spliced from 10 exons. The record is from RefSeq and is a predicted model, not a curated record. NCBI's taxonomy places the organism in Eukaryota, Metazoa, Chordata, Actinopteri, Perciformes, Bovichtidae. Gene Ontology annotation, molecular function: GTPase activity; protein binding; GTP binding. Gene Ontology annotation, biological process: small GTPase-mediated signal transduction. The coding region runs from base 92 to 2257 and encodes 721 amino acids.